Dipodomys spectabilis (banner-tailed kangaroo rat) is the source of this 2001-nucleotide messenger RNA. It is a transcript of the gene Rmp64, whose product is annotated as nucleolus and neural progenitor protein. Gene Ontology annotation, biological process: positive regulation of Notch signaling pathway. The record is from RefSeq and is a predicted model, not a curated record. Bases 338 to 1813 code for a protein of 491 amino acids. Gene Ontology annotation, cellular component: nucleus. The transcript has 9 exons. Lineage: Eukaryota; Metazoa; Chordata; Mammalia; Rodentia; Heteromyidae.
CAGGGAGUCCACGGCGCUGCCGUGGGGCCUGGCAGGAGCGACGGAGGACCCGGAUGCAGCCCGCCGGACGUGUAGCGCGGGAGCUUGUCCCCGGGACCUGGGAGUUCUGCUCCAGCGUUCCGGACGUAAACCGCAGGCGUCCGGAACUUGGGUUCCGUAUUGUAAAAUGGAAUUGGCCUCCCUUACCCUCCACUGGAGUGAUAGAUCUGUGAACUGAGACAUUUGCAUUGCAGCUGUGAUUAAGGAAUGCCAUCUCAUCACACAGUCACUGAGGAGCCAAACCUUACAACAAGAAGAAGAUGUGUUAUGCGCAGUCCUUUACAGCAAUCACAACCGAAUGGGCCAUCACAAGCCCCAUCUUGCCCUCAAACAGGUUGAACAAUGUUUAAAACGUUUGAAAAACAUGAAUUUGGUGGACUCAAUUGAAGACCUGUAUGGGUUGUGUUCUUCCAAAGAAAAGCCCGUAACUACCACAGCAUGUGCCAUUCCCAGCCAACCAGUGGUGGAGUUGGUGUUGAUGAAGGUCUUGGGUGCCUGCAAGUUGUUACUCCGCUUGUUGGAUUGCUGCUGUAAGGCAUUUCUCUUGACAGUGAAACACCUAGGAUUGGAAGAAUUCAUUAUUUUAAACCUUGUGAUGGUUGGGCUGGUAAGCAGAUUAUGGGUUCUGUACAAAGCUGUUUUAAGAAGAUUGAUGUCUUUAUAUGAGCUAUUAUUUGGAUUGCUACAGGAGAUCUCUAGGAUUCAACCCAUGCCUUACUUCAAAGAUUUCAUUUUCCCUUCUAAUAUUGCUGAAUUUCUAGGACAGCCCUAUCUUGAAAUCUUUAAGAAAAAAAUGCCUAAAGCUUUUUUGAGUAAAGGAGUAAAUAAGUUGCUAGAUAAACUAUUUUUAACAAAAGAAAAAUUACCAAAGUCUGGUGAAGACACUUCACUUAAAAUUUGCAAAACAUCUAAACAAAUGAAAGACAAUAUUCAGGAUAAUGUGGACCUUGGACAGCCAGUAAAGAAGAGUAAGAAAGUUAUUAAAGAAAAUUCAUCAGGAUUUGAUGUGAGGGCUUUCUGCAAACAGCUAAGAAACAAAGCUAUUCAGGAGGCUAGCUCUGAGUUUAAAUAUUCUCAAUCCCAAUUGAAGACAACCAAACAUCCUUCUCCGAAGGUGACAGCAACUCCUCAAGUCAGACGUUUUGUGCAAAGGUUUCGGGAGGCCAGAACUUUCACCCAACUUUCUAAAGAAAUCCAAAUGGCAAUUGCAUGGUGCCGAAGCAAAAAGCAAAAAGUUCAGGCUAUGUAUUUGGGUAACAAACUUCUUAAAAGUAACCGGCUGAAACACGUGGAAGCUCAAGGUUGUAGUUUGCCAAAGAAACUGGAGUGCAUAAAAACAUCCAUCUGCAACUGCCUUCUUCGUGGCACAGGUGUCAACAUUUCAAAGCAUCUUAGACAAAGAAGAUCACAGACUAAAUGUUCACUGAGACAAAGGAAACCACAGAGAAAGUUGCAGCCAACUCUAUUAAAGGAAAUUCAGCAGUUUUCUCAAGGGACUCCACAGACUGCUAAGGACAGCAAUGCUAAGUGGAGAUGCUCACACCUUGCAGUUCAGAGAACUGAUCUCUGUUCCAGCAGUAAGCAGCUCUUGAGUAGCAGAUUUCCAGAUCCCAUCAUGCAGACUAAGGAGAAACAAGUUCAUAGAAAUCUCAUGGGAAACAACAAAAACAAAACUGAUUCAUGGACAAACACUCAAAUAAGCCAACACAGUAUGUCAGGAACUGUUAAAGAAACAGAUGACAUUGAUGACAUUUUUGCUUUAAUGGGAGUUUAAAUGUUCAUAUAGAACAUUAAGAAUUAGUGGGCAGGUUCAUUCAGUGUUCUGCUGUUUUAAUAGGAACUACUGAGGUCUGUGCGCAUCAAAUAGGAGGGCACGUCAGCUCAAUAAACAUUUGCAGUAGCUUUGUGCCACUUAAUAAACUGUGAGUGCCAGGUGUUAAACUUGAUGAAAAGUCCAUCAAA